Molecule: messenger RNA, 3218 nt
Organism: Lycium ferocissimum
Lineage: Eukaryota; Viridiplantae; Streptophyta; Magnoliopsida; Solanales; Solanaceae
Product: alpha,alpha-trehalose-phosphate synthase [UDP-forming] 5
Exons: 4
Coding region: 388-2976 (862 amino acids)
Biological process (GO): trehalose biosynthetic process
Cellular component (GO): cytosol
Molecular function (GO): catalytic activity
Source: RefSeq, a predicted model, not a curated record
GAGAGACCAAAAGGUGGAGCUCACUGUUCUUUUCCUUCUUGCUUACAUCAAAGAUUAACUUUUUAUACUGUUUUUAAGUGAGUUUGUUGUGGGAGAAAGAAAUAAAGAGAGGAAUCCAAUUCGUUAUCCAAAGACACCACCUUUUUGGGGUUUUUAGUACUGUAAAGAGAGUUUGCAGCAAAUAUAUAUCAUAAGUGCAUUUAGACAAAGCUAAAAAGAAUAGAGGAAAAAAAGCAUAUUCUUGCUGCUAUUGUUUUUCCUUUGAGAAAGAGAAUCUAAACUUAAGAUAUUCAUAGUGGGAAUCUUUGGGGUCUCAAAAAUUAAACCAUUCAUUGGUUUUCUUGAAAGGAAAAAAUAGAAAGAGGGACACACAGUUAGCAAAUAAUAAUGGUUUCGAGAUCAUAUUCCAACUUACUAGAUCUUACUUCUGGUGAUUCACCAACGUUCGGUCGAGGGGGUAGGAAGCUUUCGAGGGUUGCAACUGUAGCUGGGGUUUUAUCUGAGCUUGAUGAUGAAAGUAAAAGUAAUGCUUCUGAUGCUCCAUCAUCGAUUUCUCAAGAACGGAUGAUAAUUGUUGGGAAUCAACUUCCUCUUAGAGCACAUAAGAGAACAGAUGGUGAAAAAGGCUGGAACUUUAGUUGGGACGAGGAUUCCCUUCUUUUACAGCUAAAAGAUGGUCUUGGAGAAGAUAUAGAAGUGAUUUAUGUAGGCAGCCUUAAAGAAGAAAUUGACCCGAGUGAGCAAGAUGAUGUUGCCCAAACUUUGCUCGAAACGUUUAAAUGCGUACCAGCUUUCAUACCACCUGAGUUGUUCAGUAAAUUCUAUCUUGGUUUCUGCAAACAGCAUUUAUGGCCUUUGUUUCACUAUAUGCUUCCGCUAUCUCCAGAUCUUGGUGGUCGAUUUGAUCGGUCGCUCUGGCAAGCUUAUGUCUCGGUGAACAAAAUCUUCGCGGACAAAGUAAUGGAAGUGAUUAAUCCUGAUGAUGAUUUUGUCUGGGUUCAUGAUUACCAUUUGAUGGUUUUACCUACAUUCUUGAGGAAGAGGUUUAACAGAGUGAAGCUCGGAUUUUUCCUCCAUAGCCCGUUUCCAUCGUCUGAGAUAUACCGAACUCUACCUAUAAGGGAUGAAAUUCUUCGAGCACUCUUGAACUCUGACCUUAUAGGCUUUCAUACCUUUGAUUAUGCAAGACAUUUCCUUUCUUGUUGUAGUAGAAUGCUCGGUAUUUCGUAUCAAUCUAAACGAGGUUAUAUAGGAUUAGAGUACUAUGGCCGCACUGUUAGCAUUAAGAUUCUGCCAGUUGGAAUUCAUAUGGGUCAACUUCGAUCGGUGCUGGAACUUCAUGAGACAGAAACAAGGGUUGCAGAGCUACGAGAUAAAUUCUAUGGUCAGACGGUUUUACUUGGAGUUGAUGAUAUGGAUAUAUUCAAAGGAAUAAGCUUGAAACUUUUGGCGUUCGAGCUUCUCCUCUCUCAACAUCCUGAUAAGAGAGGUGAACUGGUUUUGGUUCAAAUUGCAAAUCCUGCCAGAGGCCGAGGGAAAGAUGUGGAGGAAGUCCGGGCUGAAACUUAUGCAACUGUAAAUAGAAUUAAUCAGAAAUUUGGAAGGACUGGAUAUGAACCGGUUAUCCUGGUUGAUAAGCCUCUUCAGUUCUACGAGCGCAUUGCUUACUAUGCUGUUGCGGAAUGCUGUCUUGUUACUGCAGUAAGGGACGGCAUGAAUCUAAUACCUUAUGAAUAUGUUAUAUGCCGGCAAGGAACCGAGAAGCUGGAUGCUACCUUGGGGUUGGACCCCACAGAACCAAAGAAGAGCAUGUUGGUUGUUUCCGAGUUUAUCGGUUGCUCUCCAUCUCUCAGUGGUGCAAUAAGGGUCAAUCCGUGGAAUAUUGAUGCUGUUGCUGAAGCUAUGGAUUCUGCUUUAAUUGUAUCUGAGGCAGAAAAGCAGAUGCGUCAUGAGAAGCAUUAUAAGUAUGUGUGUACUCAUGAUGUGGCAUAUUGGGCUCAGAGCUUUUUGCAAGAUCUUGAAAGAGCGUGUCGGGAUCAUGUGAGAAGGAGGUGUUGGGGUAUUGGAUUUGGAUUGGGGUUCCGUGUGGUUGCCUUGGAUCCUAGCUUCCGGAAACUUUCAGUUGAGCAUAUUGUAUCUGCUUACAAAAGGACCAAGAACCGGGCGAUCCUUUUGGAUUAUGAUGGUACAAUGACAGUGAGAAACUCUAUCAGCAAGGGUCCCAAUGCCGAGGUUAUUAGUAUCUUAAACAACUUGUGCAGGGAUCCGAAGAAUAUCGUUUUCAUUGUUAGUGGAAAAGACACAAAGACUUUAACUCAGUGGUUUUCUUCGUGUGAAACACUAGGGCUUGCAGCAGAGCAUGGCUAUUUUGUGAGGCCAAAUCGCGAUGCCAAAUGGGAAACUUGUGUUGCAGUGGUGGACUUUUAUUGGAAGCAGAUUGCUGAGCCUGUAAUGAGCCUCUACACAGAAACCACUGAUGGUUCCUUCAUAGAUAGCAAGGAAAGCACGCUUGUUUGGAAUUACCAAUACGCAGACCCAGAUUUUGGAUCAUGUCAAGCAAAAGAGCUUCUAGAUCACUUGAAAAGCGUUCUUGCAAAUGAACCGGUUACUGUCAAGAGUGGCCAGCACAUUGUAGAAGUUAAGCCUCAGGGUGUCAACAAAGGUCUUGUAGCAGAACGUCUCCUAGAAACAAUGCAGCAGAGAGGAACGGCUGCAGAUUUUGUGCUCUGCAUAGGGGAUGAUCGAUCAGACGAGGAUAUGUUCGAGGUGAUAAUGAGUGCUGUCGCAAGUGCCUCGCUUUCCCCAGUCGCUGAAGUGUUUGCUUGCACAGUUGGCCAGAAACCAAGCAAGGCCAAGUAUUAUUUAGAGGACACGACGGAGAUUCUAAGAAUGUUGGAGGGCCUGGCUUCUGCUUCUGAGCAUUCUGCUAAACAUGUUUCUAUAUCUCCUCAACGCGUAAUCAUCGACCGAGAAUAGGCAAAUGAAUAUCUGAAGAGUGAAAAAAAAAAAAAAAAAUUGAAAGAAGGCUUUCUUGGACAUGAACAGUUGCUAUUAAGUGUAUUGAAUCUUCUACUUAGUUGAUUUUCUUUUGGGAUCUUUGUUAGCUGUCUCCUAGAAAUAUCAUCGUCUUUUGUUUGCCGAUUGGUUAAAGGUAUGUUUGUUGUCCAGUUCAACUGGAAUUUAAACAUAAAUGUAAAUUAGCUAUUCAUUUAGUGCAA